Vicia faba (fava bean) is the source of this 399-nucleotide messenger RNA. NCBI's taxonomy places the organism in Eukaryota, Viridiplantae, Streptophyta, Magnoliopsida, Fabales, Fabaceae. The record is from the annotation of a GenBank genome assembly.
AUGAGGAACACGCCGUCAUACAUCGUUCAUCCAAGGCUUCGCCAUUAUUCGUCAUUGUUCAACUCAUCCUUAUCUUUAAUUCAACUCCUUAUUAAUCUCAGUUCAAUAUCAACUAGUGUUUGUGCAGCACAAAGAGCACGAAUUGCAAUGCAAAUGAGUUCGCAGUUGGAUCUCCUCACUUCAGACGAUGUAGAAAAGGGGGAACAUAUUAAAGAUUUGGGAAUUUACGGCUUACCUACUAGAGAGAAGUUCGAAGCCUCUUCAAUUGGCAGUGAAGACGGGAAAUCUGAAGAGAACAUUGAAGAUUGGAUGUGUGCAUUGAAAUUUUGGUUGCAAAUUGUUGAAUAUGAUGAUAUAAGUUUGCAGAUCCCAGACGAAGUUUCUAUGAAACUGAGAUGA